UAUUUUUAGACUGAAACAACUUCUGUGACGUCAUUCGCCACACAGCGGGAUUUCCAUGAAUGGCAGGGAGUGUGAUUCACAGACAGGAUAACUUUAUUUGAUUUUGACUUCUUUGUUUUAUUUACACGACAAAGUCUCUGAUAAUCAGAAAACUAAAAGGGAAAAGUGUUUGGAAAUAUUUUAUUUGUUUAAAUAUAACACGAGUGUUUUACAUAAACACGGCAUUUUAUAAUCACAUGUAUUAUAUUUGUAUGCACUCAGUUUGACACUUGUGUGUGAAAAAUGGCCGACCUUUUAUUAUCGGGUAAAUCAAACCUGUUUAAGACUUAAUAUGUGGAGUAAGAUGUUAUGAAUGGUUCAGGACAUGUGGGAAUUUGUGGAAUAAUGUCACUGAUUGUCUCAUGCAGGCUAAGAAAAGAUAUACAACCGCAGUAAUAUGUGGUUUUAUUUUACUGUUGUUGAUAGUUGCCCUGAGAAAGACACCAAAGCUGUUUACACAAAAUGGAAAACAUUUUGCCAUUGAAAAUGGAGAAUUUAUUUCCUUCCUCGAUGCCAGUGACUACACGUUCGGUGAAGACAUGCACGUGUCGGCACGACAGAGGCGAUCACCGAACGUCAACAUGGAUUAUUCAAAGUGUCGAAUGGAAACCUGUUUCGAUUAUUCACUUUGUAAAAAUGGAUUUAAGAUUUACAUUUAUCCAUUGGAAGAGAAAGUGUCACAUAGCUAUAACAAAAUUAUUGUUUCAAUACAGGAAUCUAGAUUUUAUACAUCAGACCCUAAAGAAGCCUGCCUUUUCCUCCUAGCGUUAGAUACACUUGAUAGAGAUGUUCUAAGCACUGACAUGGUUCAAGAUAUAGACGCAGAACUUAACAAAUUACCAUAUUGGAACAAUGGAAAAAAUCACCUUAUUUUUAAUUUGUAUUCCGGUACAUGGCCAGAUUAUGUUUUAAAUGUGGAUUUUAAUAUAGGACAGGCAAUGCUUGCCAAAGCUAGUAUGUCUACAAACACAUUUCGUCAUGGUUUUGAUAUAUCAUUUCCAUUAUUUGCCAAAGAUCAUCCCCAAAAAGGUGGUGAAAAGGGGCUUUUGUACAUAUCUGCUAACAAUAUACCCCCGCUACGGUAUUAUUUAUUAGGCUUUAAAGGAAAACGUUAUUUGACAGGUAUUGGGUCAGAAACCCGGAAUUCAUUGUACCAUAUUCAUAACAAAAAGGAUAUAAUUUUAUUGACAACAUGCCGACAUGGCAAAAACUGGCAGAAGACGGCCAAAAAGCUCAACGAUACACGAUGUGAUACAGACAACGAGGAGUAUGAUAAAUAUGACUACAAGAAGUUACUGUACAAUGCAACAUUUUGUCUGGUGCCUAGGGGACGCAGACUAGGGUCUUUCAGAUUUUUAGAAGUUUUACAAGCAGGCUGUGUUCCUGUGUUGCUAAGCAAUGGUUGGGAACUUCCUUUCUCAGAAGUAAUCAACUGGAAUAAAGCAGCAUUGUGGGCCGAUGAACGGCUUCUCUUUCAGGUGCCCUCAGUAGUUAGGUCUAUAUCCAAUGAUGAAAUUCUAAACAUGCGACAGCAGACGCAGUUUCUGUGGGACGCAUACUUUUCCUCUGUAGAAAAAAUAGUCUCUUCAACUUUAGAGAUAAUCAAAGAUCGUAUAGAACGUCACAUGUCGCGGUCCAUGGUCAUGUGGAAUUCAUUACCCGGAAGUACGGCCUUGUUACCGGAAUUCUCCGAUUCCCUACAGUCUUUCCCGUUCUAUUAUUCGCAGCUCGGGAACACACCGAGCGAGAAAUUCACAGCUGUGAUAUAUGCCACCUCACCUGUAAUGUUUUCGUCUUCACCUUUGUUUCGGUUAAUUCGGACCAUAGCAACGUCUGCAUACACCCAUAAGAUGAUUGUGAUAUGGCACUGUGAUGUUUCUCCACCCCCUUCUCAUAGAUGGCCAGCAGAUUUAGGUGUACCAGUUCUGGUGAAAACCAGAAAUAUUAAGACGAUCAGUUCAAGAUUUUAUCCUUACCAAGAGAUAGAGACAGACGCGGUGUUCAGUUUUGAUGAGGAUGCCCUUCUCACAAAAGAUGAGAUUGAUUUUGCACUGAGUGUAUGGCGAGAGUUUCCAGAGAGAAUUGUGGGAUAUCCUGCACGCUCUCAUUACUGGGAUGAAGCUAAAAAUAGAUGGAGUUACUCUUCACGAUGGAGUAACGAAUACUCCAUGGUCCUAACUGGAGCUGCUGUUUAUCAUAGGUACUACAACUACUUGUAUAGCAAUGGCCUCAGUACUUCACUCACUCGAACUGUCGACGAAUCUCAAAACUGUGAAGACAUUCUGAUGAACUUUCUUAUUAGUCAUGUGACCAAACUUCCACCAAUCAAAGUGACUCACAGAAAACAGUACCGUGAAUCAUUGUUGCCAAAUAAUUCCAAAAACUCGCAGUGGCUGGAUUCUUUUCAUUUUUCGCAACGUCAGCUGUGUAUAGAUACGUUUGCCAAUAUAUUUGGAUAUAUGCCUUUACUGCGUUCAAAAAUGAGAAUGGACCCGAUUCUGUUCAAAGACCCAGUCUCAAAUCUCCGGAAAAAGUACAGACAGAUUGAAACAGUGAACACCUGAGGUUUAAUCUCAAUUAGAUCGUUUUAAUUAUCAGGUGCGGAAAUCAAAAUUGCUUGUUUACGAGCUUUUUUCUUUUUGCAAAGCAGUAAAGCAGGUGGAAAGAAAAUUGUCGAGGAAAAUCAGGAGUCGAAAACGACGGAUCGAAGCUGAAUGUAAUUCCAGAUGAUCCAGCAAAUAAUCAGAAAGUGAAGAUAUCGGUGCUUGAUUUUAUAGAAAAUGAAAAUUUUAGACUUUGCAGUUUACUACACACAGAGAAUAAAUCAUGGCAUUAAAUCUUGAGAAGCCAUUUGAUCAAGAUAGUUAUUCUGCUAAAGAUAGUUAUCCUGCUCUUGUGGCAUUCUUGAUUUUAUUGAAAUAGAACUCUAGACAAUGGUAUCUAGUUUACAUCACAAAAAUAAAAAGUCAUUGCAUUAGAAUCCUGUUGAACAAUUCAUUCAAAAAGAGUUGUCUCCCUUGUUAUAGAUUAUCUGAAAUGAAGGAAUUAGCAAAGUUAAAUUUCAACAGGUUUGACUACAUCUAGCAUAGUUAUUUCAAAUAAGCCUAUAAUGAGAACUAUAAAUGGUCAGUAAAUUAUUUUCUGUGUGUAGUAUACUAAGUCUUCACACAUCAUAUACUUCUUACAUUUUUUAAUUUUGAUUUUCUGUUAAGUCACCUCUUGUCAAGGGCAUUAAUUUUGCAGAAUAUGCCGUGUAUUAGGUUGAUGUUACUCUCUGGAACAUAAUUGUAUUUUUUGGUUUGUUAAUUUAACAUUUUCAUGUAAUAAGUACAAUUUGUAGGUUAAGUUCAAAUUUACCCAAAACUUACCAUUUUUGUGAGGGAUUUAUUUUCACUAUAUUUGCAAAAUUUAACAUUGGUAAAAAAGUUGUUGAUACAUUUAGCCUUAAGUGUCUCCGAAGUUGACCGUAUAUACUGUGAAAUCAUUUUUAUUCGCGUAGGACAAAUUUUCGCGUAUUUCGCGCUAGGACCGAUGUGUGAAUUUAAGACCGCGCUAUUAUUAUUUUUUAAUUCUAUUUUUUCAUUUAUAAAUUGAAAAUGCGCGAAUUAAAGCCCGCGCGAAACAGCCCUUUUUCACGUUUGCGCGAAAUUUUAUGCCAGCGAAUUUAAAUGAUUUCACAGUAUAUGGCAAAUAUUAUACCAAGUGGACCAAAGCCAAUUUUAAAUACAGCAAACAUGAAGUAUCUCAAAAACAUCUGAUUUUACAGCAGUAUCACACUAUAUGAUCAAGGAAAAUUAUACAUAGCAAUAGGCAAAAUAUUGACACAACAGCAUCAUCACCAUUUUGUAUCUUUGUACUCUGGACAUUUUUGACUUUUUUUUAUUAGGUUGUCAUCUUACGACGCUAGUGUUGUUGAAAGUUUACACAAAACAGCUAUUAAUUUAAACUUACGCCAAAGGAAAGUAUUCAUGCCAGUUAAUGUUUUUGUGCCGUAAUUUUUAUGCAUUUUUUUUUUUCAAUUAUCACAUUGUCGCAAUUCAUAUUUGUUUUAAGGUAGUUAACAAGUAACAGCAGUUGGCAGCUUUUUUCGUUUGAUAACAUAUUCUCCAUUUGCGAUUUUGGCAUUCUGUUGUUACGGAAAUUCUUUGAAUGUAUGAGCUGCCUUAACAAUUGAAAAUUGCCAAAAUAACAGACUAGCUACGUUAAUGCCCGAGGAUUGCGAAAAAUAGUAGACAAGAAUAAGUAAUUGCUCUGAAAUGUCUGAUUGUCAUUACAGGUCCCGUAUCUUAAAUAUGGACUUUUCGCAAAAUUAAUUUCAUUAUAUCAAAAUUUUUGGUGUAACGAAGGUAUGGAAAAGCUACGUUAAUGCCCGAGGAUUGGGAAAAAUAGUAGACAAGAAAAGGUAAUUGCUCUGAAAUGUCUGAUUUGUCAUUACAGGUCCCGUAUCUUAAAUAUAGACUUUUAGCAAAAUUCAUUUCAUUAUAUUUGAAAUUCUUUGAUGUAACAAAGGUAUGGAAAUUGUAAUAUUUUUCAGAAAUGCUAAUGACAAACUGUCCAAAAUGUAUGAAUACAGAAACAGGGGUGAAGUCUAUUGUUCCAAAUCCCAGACUUUGUUAUUUUUGUUUUGUUUUGUUUUUCAGUUUUUUAAUUGAACUUUCAUGAUAAAGUAAUGCUAGGUUAUUUACUUCCUUUCUGAUAUUUUAGCAGAUUUAAAAGAAACUGUUGUCAUUUUCAUACUUAAAAUGUUUUAAAAGAAGACAUUUUACCUUUAGACUUAGAUUUUUGUUUUUAUUUUGCAAAAUACCAAUAUUAAUUCAAAGUUAUAGGUUAUAUCUGGUAUAGACAGUUUUUUUUUUUUAAACCAAAAAAAAACACCUAUUGUUUUAACAAUAUAUCUGCUAUAUGCUUGUUACUAUUAAUAGUUCUUACAUUUGUAUGUAAUUUAUUUUAAAAGUCACAAAUUAUUGAUCCAAGAGGUAUUUUACGGAACAUGUUACCCGGAAAACGCGAAGAUAGUCUGUCGAGAUACAUGUGCCAAAAAUUGGUCAAAGUCAGUAGAAUAGAUUUUGUUUUGUACAAACAUUCAAUUUUAUACAGGUGUUUAUUAUUAUUUUUAUUAUUCCUAUUUUAAACUACGUAUAUAUGCAUUUUUAUAUUUUUAUUUGAUGUUUGAUUUUGUAUUAAGCGUUGUUACUGGGAAAAAGGUUGAAAUUUU
Messenger RNA from Mercenaria mercenaria, 5254 nucleotides. Its product is annotated as exostosin-1-like. NCBI's taxonomy places the organism in Eukaryota, Metazoa, Mollusca, Bivalvia, Venerida, Veneridae. Gene Ontology annotation, molecular function: glycosyltransferase activity. The transcript is spliced from 9 exons. The record is from RefSeq and is a predicted model, not a curated record. Gene Ontology annotation, cellular component: membrane. Bases 402 to 2603 code for a protein of 733 amino acids.